AUGAUGCAAAGCGCAGGAGUCACCCCGGAAGGCUCGGUGAAGGGGCUCCCGGAGAUCCUCGGCGUGCCGCUGCAACAGAUCCCUCAGUGUGCCGGCUGCAAUCAGCACAUCCUGGAUAAAUUCAUCCUGAAAGUCCUAGACAGGCACUGGCACGGCUCCUGCCUCAAGUGCGCGGACUGCCAGAUGCAGUUGGCAGACCGGUGCUUCUCCAGAGCGGGGAGUGUCUACUGCAAGGAAGACUUCUUCAAGCGCUUUGGCACAAAAUGCACGGCCUGCCAGCAGGGCAUCCCUCCAACCCAAGUGGUCCGGAAGGCCCAGGACUUUGUCUACCACCUCCACUGCUUUGCCUGCAUCAUCUGCAACCGCCAGCUGGCCACGGGCGACGAGUUCUACCUUAUGGAGGAUGGGCGGUUGGUGUGCAAGGAGGACUAUGAGACGGCCAAGCAGAACGAUGACUCGGAGGCUGGAGCCAAGAGACCCCGGACCACCAUCACGGCCAAGCAGCUGGAGACCCUGAAGAAUGCCUACAAGAACUCCCCCAAACCAGCCCGCCACGUGAGGGAACAGUUGUCUUCUGAGACGGGACUGGACAUGAGGGUGGUCCAGGUCUGGUUUCAGAACAGGAGAGCCAAGGAGAAACGUCUGAAGAAGGAUGCUGGGCGGCACCGCUGGGGGCAGUUCUACAAGAGCGUGAAGAGGAACCGAGGAGGCAGCAAGCAUGAGAAGGAGAGCUCGGCCGAGGACUGCGGCGUUAGCGACAGUGAGCUGAGCUUCCGAGAAGAUCAGAUUCUCUCAGAGCUCGGCCACACCAAUAGAAUUUACAGCAACGUGGGGGAUGUAUCCGGCGGACAGUUAAUGAACGGGAGCUUCUCUAUGGACGGGACAGGACAAUCCUAUCAGGACUUGAGGGAUGGGAGCCCCUAUGGAAUUCCUCAGUCUCCAUCCUCCAUAUCGUCCCUCCCGUCCCACACUCCGUUGCUCAAUGGGCUGGAUUACGCGAUGGACAGUAAUUUGGGAAUCCUAGCGCACGGCGGGCAGGGGGUGAGCCAGACGCUGAGAGCCAUGGCCGGGGGCCCCACCUCAGAUCUCUCCACGGGAAGCAGUGUAGGCUACCCAGACUUUCCAACCAGCCCAGCCUCUUGGCUUGAUGAAAUGGAUCAUCCUCCUUUUUAAACCUCUCUCCUCCCCCGAACCCUGCUUGUCCCGUUGGCCCGAGAGAGUCCGUUCACGUAUCAAGAGAGACGACGGCACGUGAUGUUUGGGGAUCAUGGACAAACCGACGUAGAUUUCCAUUAUUUUCAAUGGAUGCCCUCCACUGGUUCCCGGAAGGUUGUAAGA
Messenger RNA from Tachyglossus aculeatus (Australian echidna), 1338 nucleotides. It is a transcript of the gene LHX4, whose product is annotated as LIM homeobox 4. Bases 1 to 1173 code for a protein of 390 amino acids. Gene Ontology annotation, molecular function: DNA-binding transcription factor activity, RNA polymerase II-specific; RNA polymerase II transcription regulatory region sequence-specific DNA binding. NCBI's taxonomy places the organism in Eukaryota, Metazoa, Chordata, Mammalia, Monotremata, Tachyglossidae. The record is from RefSeq and is a predicted model, not a curated record. Gene Ontology annotation, biological process: neuron differentiation; regulation of transcription by RNA polymerase II. The transcript has 6 exons. Gene Ontology annotation, cellular component: nucleus.